AAAAAACCAACAGACAAGACUCACUUAACCAUGGCUAUAAAACUUGCUCUGGCAGUUUUCAUGGCCGCGAUCACGGGCAUUUCGGCUGAUCAAACUUCAGCCACCGCGCCUUCACUCGUCACCUUCAUCUUUGGUGAUUCUUUAACCGAAGUCGGCAACAAUAACUACUUGCCAUAUUCUCUUGCUAGAUCAGAUUUUCCGUUCUAUGGUAUCGAUUACAUCAACAAAAAACCAACUGGCCGGUUCACUAAUGGCCGGACCAUCGGUGAUAUCAUAUCCGAGAAGCUCGGAAUACCAUCUCCACCGCCUUAUCUUUCGUUAAAUCCGACUGAUGAUACAAUCUUGAAGGGGGUUAACUAUGCAUCUGGUGGCGCGGGGAUUCUGAAUGACACCGGACUCUAUUUUAUUCAAAGAAUGUCAUUUGAUGAUCAGAUAGAUUACUUUGAGAACACAACAAAGGUGAUCAAGGCAAAGAUAGGAGAGCAGGCUGCUAAUAAACUUUUAAAUGAGGCAAUCUACUUCAUUGGAAUGGGUAGCAACGAUUAUAUCAACAACUUCCUCCAGCCGUUUCUUCCCGAUGCUCAACAGUACACUCCAGAUGAAUUUCUAGCGAUUUUAAACUCGAAACUAGCCGAACAAUUCACAAGGCUUUACUUGCUCGGGGCACGAAAGAUGGUUUUUCAUGGACUGGGGCCUCUCGGGUGCAUUCCCUCGCAACGAGCUAAAUCAAGCAGGAACCAAUGCUUGCAUCAAGUGAACGAAUGGGUGCUUCAGUUUAACUCCAAAGUGCAAAAGUUGAUAAACGUUCUAAACAUCAAGCUCAAAAAGGCGCAACUUAUGUUCGCGGAUACUUACCAAGAUGUUCUAGAUUUGGUUGAUAACCCUUCUAAGUAUGGUUUUAAGGUGUCGAAUACUUCAUGCUGCAACGUCGAUACAACUGUAGGAGGAUUGUGCUUAUCGAAUGCAAAAGUGUGUAAAAAUCGUAAGGAAUAUGUAUUUUGGGAUGCCUUUCAUCCAUCGGAUGCUGCAAACGCGGUUUUAGCUGAUCGUUUCUUUUCAAAGAUGUUUGCGACAAAUGGUUCCGUGGCUUUUGCACCAGGCCAUAUGGGAUAAGAGUUUAUAUGAUGUAUAUUUUGUACCUUGCAAGAUCAAGGCCACAACCUUUUAAAGAUAUUAGAACCAGCACUUUAUAUGCAAGCACAAUAUAGUAAUAAAUUUUGGUACUUGGUUUAAACAAGUGAGGAAUGUUGUGUAUUGGAACAGAACAUGGUUUUCUUUGUGAAAUAAUAACUACUAUAAGGUAUCUCUGUUUUUCCUAAUAAAUAAAGCAAUGUUUUUUUUCUUUU
Molecule: messenger RNA, 1346 nt
Organism: Helianthus annuus (common sunflower)
Lineage: Eukaryota; Viridiplantae; Streptophyta; Magnoliopsida; Asterales; Asteraceae
Product: GDSL esterase/lipase At5g37690
Exons: 6
Coding region: 31-1113 (360 amino acids)
Molecular function (GO): hydrolase activity, acting on ester bonds
Source: RefSeq, a predicted model, not a curated record